AUGGAGUAUCCUGCCCCUAGCCGGGAGCAGGUGUCAAAUGCCAAACAUGCCAGUCUAUGCAGCAUUGCAUUAUCAAAGGAACAUGCUGUUAUUGAAGUCAUCGAUGAAGAUGUUCAUCUAGUUUAUGACCUCGGUAGUCGAAACAAGACACGCAUUGGCAAGAUGGUACUACAACCACAUGUUCGUUACCAAUUACCAGAUGGCGCUCGACUGCAGCUAGCAGAUGUUACGGCAGUAUACCAGAGGCUUCCCGUUAAUCUAGAAGUGGACGAUGGGAGUAACUCUGAAACAGGGUCAGAAUCCAUGCUCAGUCUUAUCAAUAUGGUAGAUAAAGAGGAAUCUUCACAAUUUAAUGUCUUAGAUGCAGUCAUUGUUCCAGAAACACCAGGUCCUUCAUGUACAAAGCCAAAAAAUGUUGUGAUUAUUCAGGAAUCUCCAAAUUCUGACAUGGAUAGUUCUUUUGGUAUGACUAAUACUUGUAAAACAAAUGUAUCGAGAAGAGACGAGUCCGCGGGAGUUUCGGUAACAGAGGACAAGGAUUUCAAGAACCAUUCAAAGGUAAAACAGGACACUAAUGAUGACAGUGUAUUCGAAGCUGAAACGCAGUGUGAUACUGACUGUCCAGAUAUGACAAAGUGUUCAGCAAAUACGUUACACAUGUCCAGUGUAUCUCAUAAUGACGAGGUUUGUGCAAGUGAAUCAGACCAAGAAGAAGAUGACUUAUUUGAGGCAGAAACACAGUGUGAAGAACCAUCUCUGAAAGUUCUACUUAAGUCAUCCAAUGCAAAUGAUUCAAAGGAUCGAAACUUAGCUCUCAGAAGUGAAACUGUAGAUGCAGUAGAUGAUGACAUUUAUGAAGCUGAAACACAGUGUGUACCAGGUGACAUUCCUAAUGAAAAAAUCGGAGUUAAUGUUGCAAGUAAAGGGAAGCUAGGUUCAAAAAUUGUUAACUCCCUGGAAGAAAGAAAGGUUAACAUCGGUACUGCCGAUCGGUUAUGUAAAACAGAUCGUUUUGUUCCUAAUGAUAUGGGUGAUUCACCUGAUGAACAUGGUGGUGAAAUUUAUGAUGCUCCUACACAAUACAUCUCAGGGAAUGGAGAAAGAACAUCUUUUAUGGGCAAAACAGAUACAUUUAGUGUCUGUAGUGAGCAAACUAAAGAAUGCAUGAGUUCUCAUGAAGGUACUGAUAUUAAAUUGUCUGUAGACAGAAAAGAAGACAUCACAGACUCAAGCACUUUAACAGAAAAGAAAGGUGUUGGUUCUGAAAAUAAAGUGGAUGAGGCGCCCUCAUCAAACAGAGAAGACCAGCAAAAAGAACAGACAGAUAGUGAUGGAAAUUCAAAGGUCGCAAAAGCAGCGCUUGACGCGAGUUUCAAUGAAGAUAGCUUUGACCAUUCUAUGUUGGAAGGGGAUGUUGACUUAUUUACUUAUGAAGGAACAUGUGUUAUUGACUCUAAAGAAGCAACGCUUGAAGUCAGUAAUACUACUAAAACAUUCAGCGAAGUACAUUCAGAAGGAAGCAAGAGUGAAUCAGUCAGCACAAAUUCUAAUGAUACCCACGCUAAUUUAGUAAUGUUGUCUAAAGAAUGUACAACCAAACCAUCAAAAUCUGAGAAAACUGUUUCAGGUUGUGGGACUUUUGAAAAAUGUACCUCAAGUAAUUCCAAAUUAGUUCAAAUUCAGAAUGAUGCAGGAGGGAAAGCAAGUGUACUUGAUGCCAAAGAACAAAGUGUUGUACCAUUGAUGAAGUCACUAAGGCCCACUAAUAAGGAAACUCCAAAACUGUCUAAUGGAUCAGGGGAUGAAACAGAUCCAGAUGAUAUUUUUGAGGUUAAAGCUGAAGCUGAUGUGUCACUAAAUAGAAAUAAGAAAGGUAGUACAAAGUCCUUCCAUCGUUCUUCAGUCGAAAGUAGUUCAGAUACUGUAACCACCAUCAGCAAGAUCAAGUCAAAACUCUCUGCACAACCAGGUAAAGAUUCUGGAGACGAGACGGAUCCAGAAGACAUAUUUGAAGCCAGAACUCAAAUUCAUGUACCUCCAGUUAAAAAUAGCAAAAUCGUCUCAAAACACUCUGAACCAUCUUCAAGUAAAAUCUCUCGUGAAACAUCUGUCUCUGUUAAUAGUAGUACACAGGUGAACAUUGAUUCUGGGAAUGCUGAAGAUCAAGACAGAAUUUGUGAAACACAAAAUCAAGUUGUAGAAUCACAGGAUGAGAAGAAUAGAAAAAUUACAAACCCUGAAGAUUCAUCAAAGCAAGACUCGUCCAAUCACACAGUGCCUCCAGAGAUCAUGACGGUAAUAAUGAUGAAGAUGAUAACAUUUAUGAAGCCGAGACCCAAAUUGCAGAAACUCCAAACAGAAGUAGCAAAAGCUUAA
Zootermopsis nevadensis is the source of this 2376-nucleotide messenger RNA. NCBI's taxonomy places the organism in Eukaryota, Metazoa, Arthropoda, Insecta, Blattodea, Termopsidae. The record is from RefSeq and is a predicted model, not a curated record.